UCUUCAGACACAGGGUCCAACAGCAUGUCUGUGCUCCAGCAGCCUGUGUCUGAGUCAGUCCAGCCAGGAGACUCUGUGACCUUGAACUGUACAAUACACACUGAGACCUGUGCAGGAGAACACAGUGUCUAUUGGUUCAGACAUGGCUCAGGAGAAUCCCGUCCAGGAAUCAUUUACACCCAUGGAGACAGGAGUGAUCAGUGUGAGAAGAUCUCUGAGGCUGGGUCUCCUCCACAGAGCUGUGUCUACAACCUCCCCAAGAGGAACCUCAGCCUCUCUGAUGCUGGGACUUACUACUGUGCUGUGGCCUCAUGUGGGGAGAUGCUGUUUGGGAACGGGACCAAGCUGGACAUUGAGGACCAUAGAGCAGAUCCUCUUCUCUUGGUGUCCUGCCUGGGUGUAGUAUUGGGUGUCACGUUCACCUUGAUCAUUGUCCUGGUUUGCAUCAUGUACAAGAUGAACAACACAACAUGUGUGCAGUGCAGAGGACUCGUCUCACAGACCAGAGGUCCUGCAGUUACCCGGUCAGACGCAGGGGACCAAGAUGGAGACAGUCUCCAUUACGUAGCUCUGAAUCUGAGCAACAAGAAGAACAGGUCUAGAAGACAGAGAGGUCACAUGGAGACAGUGGUGUACGCUGGGAUCAGACAGUAGAACUGGAUGAAUGAACCAACGAUCCUUUUAUACWAGAUAACUCUUUAUUAACUAGUUCUAGCUUCAUUAACUAUCUAUGAACGCAUAAGCAGUCAAAUGUGAUGAAAACAGUGGUCAUAGCUUUAUUGUUAUUCAAUGUUGAAAUAAUUGAUUGCGUUGCUUCUCUGACAAACAUAUAUUUUUUUAAUAAUAAUAAUAAUAAUUA
This is a messenger RNA of Salvelinus sp. IW2-2015, 859 nucleotides long. RefSeq lists its product as uncharacterized. Gene Ontology annotation, biological process: response to bacterium. NCBI's taxonomy places the organism in Eukaryota, Metazoa, Chordata, Actinopteri, Salmoniformes, Salmonidae. The record is from RefSeq and is a predicted model, not a curated record.